GGGAGGCGGCGGGGGGCAGCGGGGCCUCGGCCGGCGCGGGCGGGCGGGCGGAGCGGCCGGAGCCGCGGCCGGAGCCAUGCCGGGCUUCGACUACAAGUUCCUGGAGAAGCCGAAGCGGCGGCUGCUCUGCCCGCUGUGCGCCAAGGCCAUGCGGGAGCCGGUGCGCGUCUCCACCUGCGGCCACCGCUUCUGCGACACCUGCCUCCAGGAGUUCCUCAGCGAAGGUGUUUUCAAGUGUCCAGAGGAUCAGCUGCCCCUGGACUAUGCCAAGAUUUAUCCGGACCCCGAACUGGAGGCCCAGGUGCUGAGUCUGACCAUCAGGUGCAUCCACAGUGAGGAGGGCUGUCGCUGGAGUGGAACCAUCCGCCAUUUACAGGCACACCUCGGGACCUGCAGCUUCAAUGUGGUGCCCUGCCCGAACCGCUGUGGGGCCAAGCUGAGCCGCCGCGACCUGCCCCCCCACCUGCAGCACGACUGUCCCCAGAGGCACCUGCAGUGCGAGUUCUGCCGAGCCGACUUCACGGGGGAAGCCUUUGAGAACCACCAGGGGGUCUGUCCGCAGGAGAGUGUGUACUGUGAAAACAAGUGUGGGGCACGCAUGAUGCGCCGGCUGCUGUCCCAGCACAUGCUCGCCGAGUGUCCCAAGCGCACGCAGCCCUGCAGCUACUGUGCCAAGGAGUUCCUCUACGACACCAUCCAGAAUCACGAGUACCAGUGCCCCCGGUACCCCGUGCCCUGUCCGAACCAGUGCGGUGUGCCCAAUAUUGCCCGGGAGGAUCUGAGUGGGCACCUGAAGGACAACUGCUCCACCGCCCUGGCCCUCUGCCCCUUCAAGGAGGCCGGCUGCAAGCACCGGUGCCCCAAGCUGUCCCUGAGCCGCCACCUGGACGAGAGCACCAAGCUGCACCUGGGCCUGAUGUGUGCCCUGGUGGCCCGGCAGCGCCAGGAGCUGGCUGAGCUGCGCCGCGAGGUGGAGGAGCUGGCCGUGGGCAGCGACGGCGUGCUGAUCUGGAAGAUUGCUGACUACGCCCGGAAGCUGCAGGAGGCCCGGCUGCGCAGCAAUUACGAGUCCUUCAGCCCACCUUUCUACACGCACCGGUACGGCUACCGGCUGCAAGUGUCGGCCUUCCUCAACGGCAAUGGGAGCGGGGAGGGCACCCACCUCUCGGUCUACAUCCGGGUCCUCCCCGGGCAGUUCGACAACCUGCUGGAGUGGCCCUUUGCCCACCGUGUCACCUUCUCGCUGCUCGACCAGAGCGACCCCUCCCUCUCCAAGCCACAGCACAUCACGGAGACCUUCCUCCCGGACCCCAACUGGAAGAACUUCCAGAAGCCCGGCUCGGGGCGCACCUCCCUGGACGAGAGCCUGCUGGGCUUCGGGUACCCCAAGUUCGUCUCGCAUGAGGACAUCAAGAAGCGCAACUACGUGAGGGACAACGCCGUCUUCAUCAAGGCCUCGGUGGAGAUCCCCCCCAAGAUCAUUUCUUGAGGGACUGCAGACCGAGGGGCGGGGGCGGGGGGGUGAAUGCCGCCCAGCCCCCCACCUCGGAGUACCGGUUCUGCUCUUGGUAACGCUUUCCUCCCACCCACCUCUCUGUCCAAGCACUGCUCUGGACUGACCCCCCCACCCCCCGCUUGAAAUGGUGCUAAUUGCUGCAGGCUCGGGCAGGAGUCCAGCCUGGCUUGGGGUCCCUCUCUUCCCUGGAGCAGCUGGGCUGUCUCGGUGCCCCCGUGUUCUCCCCAAGCACCCCUUUGGGUCUGCAAACGCCAGCCGUGCGCUGGGCAGCUUCAGGAAGCCUUGCUGGGCAACGAGUGCACAGACUGGUUCAGAGCCUUCCAGAUGGUGAGGGGGGCUUUUUCAGGGGUGCCACUGGGGUCCUUGGGCCCCCUUUCUGUGGAGCAGCUGGACCACAAGGGGUCCGACCCCUCGGCAGCUGGCACCUCAGCUCUUCCUCAGGACUCCCAUCCCAGGACCCUGGACUCGGCCCCGUUUAGAGACCGGCGGGGGGCAGAGGCUGCCCCGCCCGGCACCCAAGAGCCAUAUUAUCGCCGGUGGGCCCUUUCGCGAGGGAGUUUGCCCACCAGGCCACAGGGAGUAGCCGCAGUCACUACUCCCUCCUCCCUCCCCCCUCCCUUUUUGGAGUUGCUUUUUCUCUCUCUUUUUAAUAAACGGUUCCUUGUAUUUAUUAACGGGGCUUGA
This is a messenger RNA of Candoia aspera, 2200 nucleotides long. It is a transcript of the gene TRAF4, whose product is annotated as TNF receptor associated factor 4. Lineage: Eukaryota; Metazoa; Chordata; Lepidosauria; Squamata; Candoiidae. Gene Ontology annotation, molecular function: protein binding; zinc ion binding. Gene Ontology annotation, biological process: positive regulation of JNK cascade; activation of NF-kappaB-inducing kinase activity; regulation of apoptotic process. The record is from RefSeq and is a predicted model, not a curated record. The coding region runs from base 77 to 1489 and encodes 470 amino acids. The transcript has 7 exons.